Molecule: messenger RNA, 1526 nt
Organism: Erinaceus europaeus (western European hedgehog)
Lineage: Eukaryota; Metazoa; Chordata; Mammalia; Eulipotyphla; Erinaceidae
Product: L-threonine 3-dehydrogenase, mitochondrial-like
Exons: 1
Biological process (GO): L-threonine catabolic process
Molecular function (GO): L-threonine 3-dehydrogenase activity
Source: RefSeq, a predicted model, not a curated record
AUUCAAGGUGAAAUAAAAGGUUAUGGAACACAAAUAUACAAAAAAAAAAAAAAAAAAAGAAAAGAAAUCGGCCCAAGAGUGGUGGACUAUGCACAGUGUCAUGGGGGAAAAGGGUUGAAAAUAGUUUUCUUCCAUAAUGAUAUCCUGGAAAUAACUGAAUUGAUUAGAUUUGGGCUAAAAUGUCUCUUUGUUCAUCUUCACCUAGGAGGUCUUGGUCAGCUUGGAGUGGGGCUUGCUAACUUUUUGAGGAAACGAUUUGGGAAGGACAGCGUGAUUUUGUCCGACAUCAGGAAACCCCCAGACCACAUUUUUCAUAAUGGCCCAUUCAUUUACUCCGACAUUUUGGAUUCCAAGAACUUGAGGGAGACUGUGGUCAACAACCGCAUCAAUUGGCUGUUUCACUACAGUGCGCUCCUGAGUGCAGUCGGGGAAGCUGAUGUGUCCCUGGCAAAAGCUGUGAAUAUCACUGGACUGCACAAUGUUGUGGAUGUGGCAACUGAGCAUGGUCUGAGAUUGUUUGUGCCCAGCACCAUUGGCGCCUUUGGCCCUACGUCUCCCCGGAACCCGGCCCCUGAUCUCUGUGUGCAGAGGCCGAGGACUAUCUAUGGGGUGUCCAAGGUCCAUGCGGAGCUCAUGGGAGAAUACUAUUAUCACCGUUAUGGGUUGGACUUCAGAUGUCUGAGAUAUCCUGGGAUCAUUUCAGCUGACUCCCAACCUGGAGGAGGAACGACUGACUACGCUGUACAGAUUUUCCACCACGCUGUCAAGAGUGGCAGGUUCGAGUGCAACCUAAAACCUAGCACGAGGUUGCCAAUGAUGUACAUCGAGGACUGUCUUAGGGCUACCCUGGAGGUUAUGGAGGCCCCAACCAAGUCCCUCUCCAUGAGGACCUAUAACAUCAACGCCAUGAGCUUCACCCCUGAGGAGCUGGCCCAAGAGAUCCAUAAGCAUAUACCUGAGUUCCAGAUCACAUACAAUGUGGAUUCUGUCCGGCAGGCCAUAGCGGAUAGUUGGCCAAUGAACUUUGAUGACAGCAAUGCCCGGAAGGACUGGGGAUGGAAACAUGAUUUUGACCUUCCUAACUUGGUGACCACCAUGUUGAACUUUCCUGGUUUCCAUACCAGAGUUGCCCGAGCCAACUGAAGGAGUCAGAUGGAAAAACUCUUAUACCCUGGACAGAUGCCAAGGGAAAACCAUGAUGACCUCAGGAAUGAUAGACCACAAAGAAUCUAGAUUAUUUGAAAUUGAAAGACUCACUGGCCUAAAGUUUGGCUAUUCAUGUUGCAAGGCCAGAUGAGGAAUCAAAUUGGCUUUUGCAUUUUUCAAUGCCGUAGGUCUGGUGAUAGGACCUCUGCAUUUUUGCUCCUUCCCUAAAACUUGUUCACAAAUGUAUCACAGAAUGAAGACUUCAGCCUUAAUAGUUUCCAUAAUCUUAAGAGGAAACAAAUAUUUCUGGGAAGAAAAAAGUAUUUGUUAUUUUUAUCAAAUUAAACUUAAAUAUCACUUGAAAAAAAAAAAAAAGAAAA